AUGAAUAUAAAAACAGUCAAUUAUACAAAAAUAAAUAAAUGGUUUUUUUAUUCUAAGUGUUUCAAAAUUUAUAUCUUAAAAACUGCAUUUGUAAAUUUCAACAGCAUAAAAGCAGAGCUGACUCAGAUAAAUUUUGAGAAGUUAGAUUUUGGUGACACAGAAGCACUGGAUAAGUUUUACAAUGCUGAUGUAGCACUUGUGGAUAUGAGUCUUGAAUAUCAGCAGCUGUCCUUGUCAUACCACAUUGGUGUCAGAGAGAGCAUGUCAAUGCCAGAAACAGUCAUACUUCUGCAUGACACUAAUCCUGGCUUCACAAUCUCUGUUAAUUUGACAAGCAAGAAAACAGAUUUCUUUCCUUAUAAAUUGGGCAGUGAUGGGAAAUGUGUUGUAGUGGAUGCAGGAGCCACAGCAGCCGAACCUUCUGGCACCAAAACUUUGGAGAAGUCUCAAACAUUGCUACAUUUCUUAAAAAAAGUUAUGAAAAGAGUUGAAACAACUAGCAAAAUCCACAUCAAAGAAAAGUUUUUGUCUGAUUUGAGGAAAAUCAGAGAGAACAAUAAAGGACCAGAUCUUGAAAGGGUAGUUGUCUCGAUGAGAGACAGGAUGGAUGACCCUCAGUUGCUAUCAUCUGACAUUGUCUUCAACAUGCUACUCUCCUACAGAGAAAUUCAAGAUUACAAUGCCAUGGUGACAUUAGUUGAGGAGAUUGAAGAUGUUAGAAGUCAGGUUAAUGAAACAAUGGCCAUCCAACAACUUUAUGCCUUUGCUCUCAACAGGCGUAAGAAGCCAGGUGAUAGAGACAAAGCAUUGGAAUUUCUAUCCCAUUUGCAGUGCAUAGAACAGAUGGAGACUCCGAUUCCUGAUCUAAUCUGCCUAUUGGGACGUAUUUAUAAGGACAAGUUCACGGAUUCUGGGAGGCAAGAUACUGAAGCACUUACCAAUGCCAUUAAAUGGUAUCAGAAAGGUUUCGAAGCCCAACCCAACGAGUAUGCGGGCAUCAACCUUGCCACGCUGCUUGUCAUCUCAGGAGAAAAGUUCUCACAGUCUACUAAGUUGCAACAAAUCGCCCUCACACUGAACAAUUUGAUUGGGCGCAAGGGCUACCUAUCAACACUCACUGACUACUGGACCGUUGCCACAUUUUUUGAGAUUAGUGUCUUGGCAGAGGAUUACAGCAAGGCAGUGCAAGCAGCUGAGUGUAUGAUGAAGUUGGAUCCGCCCGACUGGUACCUAAAGUCCACCAUGGAAAACAUCCGACUGAUUACGUCAUCCAGACAGGAAGAAAAUAUAAAUCACAACAAGAGAGAUAAAGAGUUGUUCAACUUCUGGAUUGAUUUCUUUGAAGAAGGUGUAGAAAAAGAGAAAAACGAAAAUUAUUUUUUUACACCCGUUCUUAUUCUAGAGCCUCAGAAAGUAUUGAUGCCUAGUCACUUUCAAGCUAACAUGGAUGACGAAGGGAGUCAAUCAAUCCGCAUCUGGCAUGUGGCUCCCCCGGAAGAUAAGAAGAUCCAUGAAUGGAAGUUCAUGGCCACCUCACUGAAGUCCGUCAGUCAUUACAAGAGGGACAACAAAGCCAUGCUUCUCUAUGUCUAUGAUAACUCGGAUGAUUUCCAUAUCUUCUUUCCUUCUGAAACUCAUAAGCAGAGAUAUUACGAACUAGUAGUAAAGAUGAUGGAGAGUGUUGGCAAUCCAAUAAAUAUGGAGUUGGACAUGGAGGGAGAAAUAAGAUCAACUGGAAUAAGAUACGAGUAUGAGAAAGAUAGCAGAGGUCAGAGGGUGAAGCUGGGUCAAGGUUCAUACGGCUGCGUGUAUGCUGCCAGGGACCUCGAUACACAAGUUAAGAUUGCCAUCAAGGAAGUUCCAGAGGACAGCCAAGUAGAUUUUCAGAUAUUACACCAAGAAAUCUCGUUGCACUCAAAGCUAACAAACCCUCACAUCGUCAAGUACCUAGGAUCACUGAGCGAGGAUGGUUACUUCAAAAUUUUCAUGGAGCAAGUGCCUGGAGGUCUCUUAUCAACUUUGUUGCGAGAGAUAUGGGGUCCUUUGAAGGACAAUGAGAAUACCAUUAUAUUUUACACCAGGCAGAUGGUCAAAGGAUUGGAGUACCUGCACAAGAAUAAGAUUGUACAUAGAGACAUCAAAGGCGACAACGUCCUCAUAAAUACAUUCAACGGGAAUCUUAAGAUAUCUGACUUUGGAACUUCUAAGAGAUUGGCAGGCAAAAAAGCGGCUGGUACUUUUACAGGUACAAUGCAGUUCAUGGCUCCAGAGGUCAUUGAUAAGGGUAUGAGAGGUUAUGGACAGCCUGCAGAUAUCUGGUCACUUGGUUGCACGAUUAUAGAAAUGGCCACUGGGAAGUUACCAUUCUUCGAGUUGGGUUGCCCACAAGCUGCCAUGUUCAAGGUUGGCUACUACAAGAUCCAUCCUGAAAUACCUGAGUGUCUGUCUGAAAACGCUAAGGAUUUCCUGCUCAAAUGUUUUGAACCAGUUCCAGACAAACGACCAACAGCAUCUGAACUGCUUGAACAUUCAUUCUUAGCUGAGUUAAAGACUAACAAGGUGAAAGAUGGAAGUGAAUUUAACAGGAGUUUUUCUAGUUACGAAAUUUCAUUUUCAGUCAACAGAAAGCUCACUCAUUAUUGUAUGAAAUUAUGUAGUUCAUUCAGGCAUGCACCAUUCAUUAACAGCCACGUAAACAUUACAUCUCAUUGUACGUUCAUGCAUUCCUGCAGUGAGUACACUAGUAGCAUACCGAACUCUUCCCCAUCUCCCAUUCCCGAUUACACACUGAUCCCAGACACCGCUGGCGUCAGGGAGGGAGGGUUCAGUCUGACCAAAAAAGAUUCUGAGAGAAGGACGACUCUUGUCAAUUUGCUAAAUGAAGAUAAGGAGCAGAUAUGUGAGAGGUGGUUGAACACAGUUUCAAAAGAGGCUAACACUUCAAUUCACAGAGUGAACAAGGUUUUUAUUUUACAAAACAAGGUGUUGAAACAGAGGAAGAUACCUCCUCAUUGGAUGUUUCAUCUUGACGACCUUCUAAGAAGUGCAGUUCAAAGUGCAAUAACUGUUUUGUCUCCAGGUUGCAAUCUUCCUUAUAACUUUUUUGUUUCUAUUAAUUGUUUGAUAUUUUUGUGCUUUUGUCGGUGUGUGGCUAGUUGA
Messenger RNA from Helobdella robusta, 3159 nucleotides. RefSeq lists its product as hypothetical. Gene Ontology annotation, molecular function: ATP binding; protein kinase activity. Gene Ontology annotation, biological process: MAPK cascade; protein phosphorylation. NCBI's taxonomy places the organism in Eukaryota, Metazoa, Annelida, Clitellata, Rhynchobdellida, Glossiphoniidae. The transcript is spliced from 26 exons. Bases 1 to 3159 code for a protein of 1052 amino acids. The record is from RefSeq and is a predicted model, not a curated record.